CUAUGGGCAACUGGACAACUUUGACUCCGCACAGGUUUUGAUAAAUCUCCCCAAUGUGUCCUGCAAAAAAACUGCUCCUUCAAGAGAAAAAUAAAAAAGAUAUAGGUCCUGGAUUAUUGUGGCACAAUUUUCUAAGGUGAAGGCUGGAAUGGCAGUCAUUGGCAGAGCAUUUAGUGCAAUACCAUUGUACGGGAUGGAACAUCAUCAGACUUCACAGCCGUUCCUUCAGAGGACAAACACUCCUGGUUCUGUAGACGCUUCAUUUCUUGGUACAUCAGUCGAUGUGAAUCCCUGUCAAAUUGGACAAAAUGGCAGCUUGUUUCUGGGAGGGGCAGCACAGAGUCCCGCAGGGAUCCCUGCAUUGUCUCAGUUAACUUGCUCUCUUCAACCUGGGCGACCAAGAAAGCACAAGCUCCAAGAGGCUAAUGAUGAAUGCCCUUUGAAGAAAUUGAGAGUUUCCGAGUCUUCCACACCACUUGUGUUUCAAGGAUCUCAAGCUCCAGGUAUUUUUUCUGGAGGUUUAGGACAGCAAUUCUGGGCUUCUGGCCAUCCACAGGUAAAGGAGGCUGCUAUAGUUCCCACCGUGGCUGACCAGUCUGCCUCCUUGAUGCGUUCAGUUUCUACAGAGGAUAUGGAAGAAGUGGCUGUUGAAUCUCAAUUCGAUGCUGCGCUUAGAAGAAUAAGAGACAUUGAAAGCAGGCUUAUUGUGGAGGACGAGGAGGAAGAUGAGGAUAACUCAAGAGAUAAUCAUUUACCCACCCUUGUAAUGUCUGAUGUACUUGUGGAAGGCUUUAAACAGGGCUUGAACGAAUCGCUUACCCAAAAAAUUGUGGAUUCUAUAAAUCGCCCAUCGAUGGAGCUUGUUCUUUGGAAACCCCAACCAGUGUUACUUGUCAACAAACUUCAGAGCAUUGCCAGCAGUUAUAAGACAGAUAAAGAAGAGACAGAGAAGAUCCGGAGGACACCUGCAGUACCUCUCCUCCAGGAAGUAAACCUAUCAGAUGUGGACCAGCCAUGUACUUCUAAUGUAGACUGUCAUGAAAACAUGAUGUGGAAUAGAGAAGACGAAGAAAUGGAGCUUUAGUGCUGUUCUUAAUACACUCUCUGCGCUCCAGUUCCAGCAGACUUCUUUGAGGAGACCACAUGACUGGAAUACUGAGUUUUAUUACUUUUUAGUUUUUAUAAAGCUUGCACUCUGCCAGAACUUUUUUUUUUUUAAGCUCCAAAAUGACUUAACCGCUUCCUUAUUCUACGAAAUGAAUAUUGGAUAUGCGCUGUUACAGAAAUUUUGUGUUGGCCUCUAAAAAGGGCCGCAUAUUGACAUGAGCAGUAUUGACGCUUGAAAAUUGUUGACUUGAAUCAUUUUUUUUUUCUUUUGUAAUUCAGUUUACACAAACAGUUUUUGUAUAAAACGCAGACAAUUGUUUAGUCCAUUUUUUUGUAGUUUAUUAUGAUUGCUGUUAUGCACAGUAAGGAGGUGUAAAUAUUUUUCACACUACAAUUUCUGGAUAUGAAAUGGGAUUUUUUUUUCUAAUAAAAUUCUUAAAUGG
This is a messenger RNA of Hyla sarda, 1550 nucleotides long. RefSeq names its product coiled-coil domain containing 117 (gene CCDC117). The record is from RefSeq and is a predicted model, not a curated record. Lineage: Eukaryota; Metazoa; Chordata; Amphibia; Anura; Hylidae. The coding region runs from base 149 to 1084 and encodes 311 amino acids. The transcript has 6 exons.